Molecule: messenger RNA, 1521 nt
Organism: Iphiclides podalirius (scarce swallowtail)
Lineage: Eukaryota; Metazoa; Arthropoda; Insecta; Lepidoptera; Papilionidae
Source: the annotation of a GenBank genome assembly
AUGCACCACGACAAAGAGAGAGACAGAGAGAAGAAGAGAGGGAGUGAGAGAGCAAUAAUCGGGGGUUGGAAGUUGCGCGCGCAAGUAACUGAGGCAUGCGCGGGGCGGCGGAUAUUUGAUAGGACCCCCGCGACUCGGUCGAUAACGGCAAGGGGCAGAGCGUCGCGCAUGCGGCACUCUUUCUACCCAAAUUUUAGGUGUAAUAGCGACAUGGCUGACAGCGAAUUUGAAGAAUUUCGUCGAGUAUUCGAUAAAUUACCCCAACAUAUCAAGGCCCCGUCAUCGUUUUACUCGUUAGUGCCAAAUGUCGGCUUGGAAGAUGAGUCCCCUUCAUCCAAGAGCGACGGUUCGCCAGAGGAAGAUAAAGGCAGCGUUGGCGAUGCAGACACUGGUGACGCAGGAGAGGGGGCUGAAGCAUCACCCCCAAACCAAGGAGAUGUAACGGACGCCCAAGACAGCCCUAGACAUCAAAGUUUUAAUAAUGGCGAGAGGAAGCGCAGGAAACUUCCGGAAAUCCCGAAGAAUAGAAAAUCUAACGUCGUCGCUUGCAACCAACCAGCUUCCUUGGCCGACGAAUUAGGUGCACUUGCAGGAGUGUUAAUCCGACCGGGAUGUCAAAGCCGACCUCUCUUAGUUCUCAAAUGCGGAUACCUUCUAGACGAAGACUCCAGCCCCGAUUCGGAACGGCUCCAAAGCCUCGGCGAUGUGGACAGUGGGCAUAGCACGGCUCAUUCGCCUAUAGAUACCGGCCCAAAGAGUUUAUCACCGACACCACUCCAACAAAAUGUAUCACCGACGUCAAGUUGCAGCAUCAGCGGCAUUAACUACUCAGGAAAUAUAACAACAGUUCCCCACAGUCAACUAGAGAUGCUAGAAGCGACUCACAGGGGCCUACACAAAUUCAAUCCAAGACAUCACGACGAGCUUGAGGUGGAAAUUGGUGAUCCAAUUUACGUUCAAAAAGAAGCAGAAGAUUUAUGGUGUGAAGGUGUCAAUCUAAGGACCGGGCAACAAGGUAUCUUUCCAUCCGCUUAUGCGGUAGAUAUGGAGUAUAACGACUUUGAUCCAGCUAAUGCUAAAAUCAAACGGGAGAGAUAUCUGUUGGGGUACAUGGGUUCUGUAGAAACUUUGGCCCAUAAGGGCACGGGAGUCGUGUGUCAAGCUGUGAAGAAAAUUGUUGGAGAAUGCAACGGUGAACCUGGAGCACAGCCAUGUAUUUUAGAAGUUUCUGAUCAAGGUCUUCGCAUGGUUGAUCGUUCAAAACCUCAGAAAACUCGAAACGGACCGUGCAUUGACUACUUUUACUCACUGAAGAAUGUGUCUUUCUGCGCCUUCCACCCGCGUGAUCAUCGAUACCUUGGAUUCAUUACUAAACAUCCGACAUUACAACGGUUCGCAUGUCACGUUUUUCGAGGACAAGAAUCUACGAGGCCUGUCGCCGAAGCUGUGGGGAGGGCUUUCCAGAGAUUCUAUCAAAAAUUUAUUGAGACAGCUUACCCUGUAGAGGAUAUUUACAUUGAA